CCAAGCAAGGAUAUCAGCCGAAGAAACAAAAUGGCAAGCUUCAGAAUUUUGCUUCCUCUGCUCCUUCUGGGGCUGAUGGAGGUUAAAGCUACUGAAGUCCGAGGGCUUUCCUAUUACGAUGCCCUAACAAUUGCUAUGAGCCAUUUCAAUAGCAAAUGUGAUGAGAAAAAUGCCUACUGGAUAACUGCAACUAGACCCCAACUUAAGUGGGAUAGAAAAUCCAAAGAACUCCACCGUAUGGGUUUUACUAUACAAGAAACUGAAUGCCUGAAAGGAGAAACCCGCACUCCUAGCAAAUGUGCCUUCAAAAAAGACGGGGAAGAGAAGUAUUGUCGGGCAGCAGUCAAAUUCAUCUGUGACGGUGAAGCUGAUGUUUGGGUCCGCUGUUCUCCCAUGGCGAGUAACACGAUGGUCAGAAGAAGCAAAAGAGGAAUUAAAGUUCCCAGUUUCGUGAAAAAGGUCCUCAAAGAUGUUGUUAGCGAGUCCAUUUCCCAUGGUAUUCCUAAAGCCAUUUCAGCAGUGAAUAAACUUAUUAAAAAAAAGAAAAAAGGUGCUACAACACCACGUGUGAAGUAAGAAGACCUGAGCUCAGACACUAGCUAUGCAAUCCUGGAUAAAUGUCUUAAUCUCUUCUACCUUGGUUUCCUUGAAUGUAAAAUAGGAAUAAUAACAGCACCUACCUCCCAGGGUUUUUGUGAGGAGCAAGAGAUAACAACUGUAAAGUAAUGCCAUAUAGUUGGUGCUUAUUUAAUAUUUGUACCCUUAAUUUCCCUCAUGUGUAAAUAAAGACUUCUUUUUAUAAUCCAACCUGGUUUUUUGUUUGUUAUCAUUUGUCACUUUGAAAACAAAGUAGUUUAUCAUUUUCUUUGUUCUUUCUUAAGUGCCUUCUCAUCAUUUCACUUGAUCU
Molecule: messenger RNA, 907 nt
Organism: Monodelphis domestica (gray short-tailed opossum)
Lineage: Eukaryota; Metazoa; Chordata; Mammalia; Didelphimorphia; Didelphidae
Product: cathelicidin-1-like
Biological process (GO): antimicrobial humoral immune response mediated by antimicrobial peptide; defense response to Gram-positive bacterium; defense response to Gram-negative bacterium
Cellular component (GO): extracellular region
Molecular function (GO): lipopolysaccharide binding
Source: RefSeq, a predicted model, not a curated record